AUGGUUAUUAGUGACAGACCUUUAGGGACAUACGUCUUCACACAUAGUCCGCAGGACGCCUCCCUUUCUCUCUAUAAUCACUCUUUCCUCAAGCUCAACAGAUCGUCCGGCUCUCUCCUUGGAAAUCGAUUAACAGGUUCAAUCCCAAAAGAAUUUGGAAACAUAACCAGACUCAGAAGCUUAGUCUUGGGGACAAUCAGCUUUCUGGAGGUAUUCCUAUUAGAGCUUGGGAAUCUUCCCAGCUUGGAGAAAAUACUCCUAAGCUCAAAUUAUUUUACUGGGGAGUUGCCGGGAACACUUGCAAAUCUGACCACUUUGAAGGACUUUAGGAUUAGCAACAACAACUUUAAAGGAAAGAUACCCAAUUUCAUCCAAAACUGGACAAAACUCCAAAACUUGAUGAUUCAGGCUAAUGGUUUGGAUGGGCCAAUUCCUUCUGGAAUUUCUCUCUUGGAAAAUUUGUCUGACUUGAGAUUCAGUGACUUGAGUGGAAGUGAAACAGCUUUUCCUCCUCUUAGUAAUAUGAAAAACCUGAAGACACUGAUAUUAAGGAGUUGCAAUAUUAUGGGACAGAUACCUGAUUAUCUUGGAACAAUGACAAAUUUGAAAACCUUGGUCCAAUCACAAAAUGUCCUUUUUCAAGGCUACGAUGACAACCUUUACCACUUCAGACUGACAGAUAUAUGUUCUUGACUAAAGAUCAUUACUUCAUGAUUAACUCAGGUCUGGUGAAUUUUGAUUACUUCUGUCAAAUUCAUAAGAUCUUAAAUUAAAUGAAUGAUGAGGUUGUGUUUAUUUGUAAUUCAAUUGGGGGACUUAGUUUCUCUUAAUUUGGUUAUUUUCCAGUUGUAAAAAUGGAUUGUUGCAGUUUUUUUCAUGGUUCUUGUCUACGCUAGCGAGUCAGUAAGGAUCUACCUGUUUAGAAAUAUACUUAUGUAUUCUUUAACAAUUUUGAUGUAAAAGGACAUACAGGUUUCAUUAUUACAUUAUAUAUUGGGGAUGGUUUGGUCAAUUAUCUCUGGAAGUUUACAAAAUUAUCACUUACUGCAAUUAGUUGGGGUGGAGGCUUUUUUUUUAGUUAAUUUAAGUGUCAUUUAUUGUAUUUCUAAUUCAUGUUUACAAUGUCAAUCAGUGAAGUAUGAGUCAUCAUCUAGCAGUGUUCUUGGACCCAAUGUUAUUUACAACUCCAAGAAUCAAGGUGAUUCAGGUUCCCUUGGACAGAUGCAUAUGUUGUCUACAUCAGUUUUUCUACCUGAGUGACCUGAUCAACCUGAAUGCCGAUAUUUCAUUAACACUGGGAGAUGCAACUAUGGAUUUGAUUGCAAGUAUAAUCAUCUUAUGAAGGAAAGCUCAGUUGUUCAUCUUUCAGCGGCAGUCAGCACCACUACCACAACCACCUGAAUGACCAAUAUGAUUGUCUUCUCUUUAGUCAAUUGAAUAUUAAAGACAUUUGAGCAUUCUAGCUGAAUAUUUAGUUAAUAUUGUGUAAUCUUUUUGGUUAAUGGAUUAUUUGAGUUGGUAUGUUUUGUUGAAUAUUUGGCUAAUUAUAUUGUGUUGUAAACAUUUUAUUAUGAUAAUUAAUGGUUUAUUUCUGUCUCUCUUAUGCUGAA
This is a messenger RNA of Cornus florida, 1610 nucleotides long. RefSeq names its product probable LRR receptor-like serine/threonine-protein kinase At1g53420. NCBI's taxonomy places the organism in Eukaryota, Viridiplantae, Streptophyta, Magnoliopsida, Cornales, Cornaceae. Bases 1 to 693 code for a protein of 230 amino acids. Gene Ontology annotation, molecular function: protein binding. The transcript has 10 exons. The record is from RefSeq and is a predicted model, not a curated record.